Orcinus orca (killer whale) is the source of this 1456-nucleotide messenger RNA. It is a transcript of the gene GTF3A, whose product is annotated as general transcription factor IIIA. The coding region runs from base 1 to 1320 and encodes 439 amino acids. The transcript is spliced from 10 exons. Lineage: Eukaryota; Metazoa; Chordata; Mammalia; Artiodactyla; Delphinidae. Gene Ontology annotation, cellular component: nucleus. The record is from RefSeq and is a predicted model, not a curated record.
AUGGGAACACAUUUAACAGUCGCCUCGGGGUCCAUCACAGGGCCUGCGACUCGCGGGCACCUUUUGCUGGGGGCGGGGGAGGAUGAGGGCCUGGCCACUCUUUCCUUGCUUCCGCUCCUGCCCCAGGGCGGGAGGGGCGGGGGCCGGCGAGGAGCUUCUCAGAGCAUGCGCAAAAGCGGGCCGGAUCUCACGGAGCGGUCGGUCGGCCUCGGUUCGUGGCACGUGGCUCAGCACGUGGCCGAGUGCCUGACCCUGGGCACCCUGGAGCCGCCGGCCUCUGUCGCGGAGGCGGUGUCGUCCCUGACAAUCGCCGACGCGUUCGUCGCGGCCGGCGAGAGCCUAGCCCCGCUGCCCCCGGAGCCCCGUCAGAGGUUCAUCUGCUCCUUCCCCGACUGCAGCGCCAAUUACAACAAGGCCUGGAAACUAGACGCUCACCUGUGCAAGCACACGGGGGAGAGACCGUUUGUUUGUGACCAUGACGGGUGCAGCAAGGCCUUCGUCAGGGACUGGCACCUCAGCCGCCACGCCCUGGUUCACACUGGAGAAAAGCCCUUUGUUUGUGCAGCUAGUGGCUGUGAUCAGAAAUUCAGCACAAAGGCAAACUUGAAGAAACAUUUUGAACGCAAACAUGAAAACCAGCAAAAACAAUAUGUAUGCAGUUUUGAAGGUUGUAAGAAGACCUUUAAGAAGCAUCAGCAGCUGAAAAUCCAUCAGUGCCAGCACACCAACGAACCGCCGUUCAAGUGUACCCACGAAGGAUGUAGAAAACACUUUGCUUCCCCCAGCAGUCUAAAGCGACACGGGAAGGUCCACGAGGGCUAUAUGUGUCAAAAAGAAUGUUCUUUUGUGGCAAAAACAUGGACAGAGCUUCUGAAACAUGUGAGAGAAGCCCAUAAAGAGGACGUAACAUGUGACGUGUGCCAGAAGACGUUUAAGCGCAAGGAUUUCCUGAAGCAGCAUAUGAGAAUUCACGCCCCGGAGAGGGACACGUGUCGGUGCCCCAGGGAAGGCUGCGGCCGCACCUACACCACCGUGUUCAACCUCCAGAGCCACAUCCUGUCGUUCCACGAGGAGUGGCGCCCGUUCGUGUGUGAGCACGCCAGCUGCGGCAAGGCAUUUGCCAUGAAGCAGAGCCUCAGCAGGCAUGCUGUUGUGCAUGACCCUGACAAGAAAAAAAUGAAGCUCAAAGUGAGACCGUCUCAUGAAAAACGGAGUCUGGCCUCUCGGCUCAGUGGGUACCUCCCUCCUAAAAGGACACAGGACCAGGGCGUGUCUUUGCCCAGAAAUGGGGAGACUGAACUGCCUUCUGAACUGCACUAAAGGCAAGGUGCCCUCCGCCGUGGCGACGCUGGCCCCAGCUACACACCAGACUGCUUUGUUUGAAGGACCGCAGACCAGCCAGCUCAGUUAUUUUCUCUCAGAAGCACGUUUUUAUUAAAAUCACUGGUGCAGAGCA